UAGUGGGACAAGUAGUACGCGGUGCUCAGCACCCCGCGAUUCCACGUCAGUAGUAUCCGCAUAUUCAGCCAGUAUGUCCUCCGGUACAAAGCCCUUUCUGCUCUACACAGGAGCUACACCAAAUGGUCACAAGGUCUCCGUCUUCCUCGAGGAACUGAAGGUAGCCUAUGGUGGCCCGGAGUAUGACGUCUUUCCCAUCGACAUCAGCACGAACAUCCAGAAGGAACCGUGGUUCAUUAAGCUGAAUCCGAACGGGCGUAUCCCAGUGCUCGUCGAUCGCUCCAGGAACAACUUCGUCGUCUUUGAGACCGCGGCGAUCCUGCUUUACCUCCAGCAGCAUUAUGACAAGGAGGGCAAGUUUGGCUUCGACCCGAUCAAGGAUCCUGACAACUAUAGCGAGACGCUGCAGUGGAUCUUCUUCGCGCACGGCGGUGUCGGUCCUAUGCAAGGCCAGUCGAACCACUUCAACAGAUACGCUCCUGUAGACCUUCCUUACGCCAAGAAGCGCUACAUCGAUGAGACGAAGCGUCUUUACGGCGUGCUUGAGAUCCGCCUCUCCCAAGAUCGUGACUGGUUGGCUGGUCCUGGACGUGGCAAGUUCAGCAUUGCAGACAUGAAUGUCAUGCCGUGGAUUGCUGGCCACAAGUGGGCGAUGGUAGAGAGCUUGGACGAGUUCCCGCACCUUAAGGACUGGUUGGCGAGAGGUCUGGCACGUCCAGGUGUCAAGGCCGGUAUGGCAGUGCCGUGAGGAUCGACUUAAUCAAAGUGUGGCAUUUGGAGCAUAAUGUAGUUGUAGCAAAGCGUCUUCAUGAGAUCGUCGCGCCCGGUGCGAGAUGAACGUUGCGGGGACAUUAUAA
Molecule: messenger RNA, 857 nt
Organism: Laetiporus sulphureus 93-53
Lineage: Eukaryota; Fungi; Basidiomycota; Agaricomycetes; Polyporales; Laetiporaceae
Product: glutathione S-transferase C-terminal-like protein
Exons: 5
Coding region: 74-748 (224 amino acids)
Source: RefSeq, a predicted model, not a curated record